This is a messenger RNA of Linum tenue, 258 nucleotides long. NCBI's taxonomy places the organism in Eukaryota, Viridiplantae, Streptophyta, Magnoliopsida, Malpighiales, Linaceae. The record is from the annotation of a GenBank genome assembly.
AUGCUGAAUAAGGUCAUGAGUGCGCCGCAGAACAUGCUGGUGAUGAUUGAGGAACCCGCCCUGGCUGGUGGGCCGGUCUGCCUGCCGGGUUUCCGGGUAUGCAAUAGUCGAUUUCGCAGGAGUUGCAGUCACAGGGGCAACAGGAGUCGGGUUCAUGGCUUGGUGGGAGGUUUGGCGAAGGGAAAAAGACGGCUACUGCCUCAGGUAGUGGAAGUAAAGCAGAGGUACUGGAGAGCUUUGAUACAAAUACAUUCAUAA